Molecule: messenger RNA, 3966 nt
Organism: Aspergillus glaucus CBS 516.65
Lineage: Eukaryota; Fungi; Ascomycota; Eurotiomycetes; Eurotiales; Aspergillaceae
Product: putative nuclear migration protein
Exons: 2
Coding region: 1-3966 (1321 amino acids)
Biological process (GO): establishment of mitochondrion localization; microtubule cytoskeleton organization; maintenance of protein location in cell cortex
Cellular component (GO): mitochondrion; cell cortex
Molecular function (GO): phospholipid binding; tubulin binding
Source: RefSeq, a predicted model, not a curated record
AUGAGCACCGGCCAAAGUUCCUCUGAAGCCUCCGAGGCUUCCGCCUACACCCCGGCUGAAACGCCUAUCAGACAUGGGCCUGGGGAGACGUCUUCACUGUGGUUCGAGCGGAGGGACUCUUCAUCAACACCAUCUUCGAUAUCGCCUACUUCCGGGCCAAACCGGAGUGUUUCCCCUGAUAGGAAUAGUGAGGACAUUGAAGACGUCCCCAAGGACGAGGGGCUAAGACCAUUCGAUCCCCGAAGAUUCACACCGACGCUGCAUGCCUCGUUGGUAGGCGAGAUCCUGAAUCUGCGCCGCGAGGCGGAGAGCAAGUCCAAGUCGAUAGAUAUCCUCGAACGGAGUCUGGACGAGUGUCGGACGGAAAACGAAGAUCUGACCGCGAGCCUAUCGCAUAGCUCCAAGGAGACGCGAUCGCUGAAACACCAGCUGAAACUGCUCGAAGGUGGAUCCUCGUCCGCACUGACCGAACUGGCCAAGGAGCGGGACGACGCACUAGAGAACAUAUCCGACAUCCGCAAGAAGCUGGAACAAAGCCAGAAGAAGGCUCGCAGUCGCGAAGAGGAUAUCGAGCGGACCCAGUCGUUUUGGGACCGCGAGCGCGAGUCAUGGGAUAAUGAACGGAGGAAUCUGGAGCGCAAGGUCCAUGUCGUUGAGAAUCGUCUCAAGACUGUUUUGAAUGAACUUGCCGCCCAGGCAGCUCGUUCCAAUUCAACCAACGAGACACCAAGGGCUGAAAGUAACGAACAUCUCGCGAACCACAUCAAGGACAACAGCGACACAGCCAGUAUCUAUUCCAGCAGCCAGGGCCGACGGCGCGCCAGCAUGACGAGCAUAAGCUCCGACGAAGGCGACAUGCAUAAUAUCAGAUACUCCGUCGCGAGCCUCGCCAACAUUCAAAACAAGAGCGAUAACAGCUUAAAUCUCGCUCAGGAGCUCGAAUUCAGCGACGACGAAGAGUUCGUUACAUUAGACGAUGAUUCGAUUUCCGACUCACCCGGAGCCCUCCCAGAAGAAGCGCGACCUGCGUCAGCGCAUUCCCAGAUGUCGCAUAUCGUGGGAAUGAAGGCGAGGAAGAUCCUUGGUCUCGGACUUGAAAGCAAUCGCGGUAGCACUGAUGGCGAUGCGGCUCAGGAAUCAAUCAAGAGUCCGAGCAAGAUUCCUCUCCCUGCGUCGCCUCAUGUGUAUCGCGACGUUGGAACCCAAUACUCACCACCACCACCGCCCAAGGCACAAAGCCUGCCUGCCGUCAAAGACAGCCAGGCAAAGGACAGCAGCACUCUGACUCUGACCAUUGAUAUGGUAUCGGCCUCAUGCCAGACUGUUGGCGACCUCCCCAGUCCUCCUUAUACACCAAAACUCCCUGAAUCGCCAACAUCAUCACCGCAAUCACUUCCUGUCCAGCUCACCAUGGUUUCCGCAUUUACGCAGACAGAGUCUGUGCCAAGCGGUCUUCCCCAGACCCAGAAGAAGAACAGCCUGUCCCCGCAGGACGCCCUCUCUCCUGGCAUGGAAGUUCCAACAAUUACAAUCCACCCACCCCUCUCUGAGCCCCCAUCGCCGCGCAGCAGCGUGGUACUACCCCCGCAAACAAAGAGCGCAUCCUGUCAAACGACCACCCAACCCAUCCAGGGCAACUCGAUUGCAAUCCAAACGGAGGAGAUCCGGAUCGACCAACGGCCCGUGAAACUCCCCGCGAGCUUAUUACCGUCAGCUAUCCCUGACAUCCCGCUCAGGAAUGAGGCCCGGGUUACGCAAUCUCAGCCGUACCGCAUGCCCAUGCCUCGGGCGAGUAAGGAAGAGAAGAGACCUCAACCUCAACCUCAGCGCAAGCCAAUGCCGUCUGCUGAAAGGCGGCCCAGCGAUUCUUCGGAGAGACCGCUGGGGAGGAUCCAGGUUUACCCUGGGAAUAACGAUAAUGGGCCUCUGUCCAAGGGAUCGACGCCGGGUAUGCGCCGGCCGCCAAGGACGAGUAGUCUCUUUGCUGGGUUUGAGGACCUGAGCGAUGAAGAGAAUUUCGACAAGAAAAUGGAUAUGUUUAGCGAUAAUGAGUUGAUGAAUCGUCCUACUGCGACGUAUACUCUCAGGAGAGGGAAGAUGGUGUCGACACAGCAUCAUCCUUCAUUGGAUAACACUACCCUGCCUGAGAUCGAGGAGCAUCUCUCCGAUGCUAAGAUGCAGCUUGAAUCGUCGGUUAACAAUGAUGGUACUGAGUCUAUCGUAUCUUCUCACAGGAAGGGCUCCGCGGCUCGACAGCAAGAUAUCCGCCGGGCUGCCAUGAUCACCAACAGUGCAGCCGCGCACCAAAAGAAGCGAGUCCACAGCGCAAGUGACCCCAGCACCGAUAGCGCUAGUACCACCAGCGUCGCGCCCCCAUUCCCCGUCCCAAUCCGACACAGCUCGAGGGGAUUCCCCACUACCUGCAGCGACGGACGAGAUAGCCCCACGCCGUCAUACAACAGCAGGAAUUUCUCCGAUCGUCCUCGCCCCCCAAUCAACAGAAAGCCGACUCUGCGUCGGGUCCGGUCGGCGACCACUGUCUCGCAGGGUUCCCAGCCGGAUGUGUUUGGUAGUUUCUCAUCCCCCGGUGUAUCGAAUUCCUCGGCUGAUAGCCCCAGGCGGCCGUCGCUGCCUUUCGAUGAUAUUAUCGAAGACCAGCCGCAUCCGGCACAGCGGAGGCAAUCUAUAUGGCGCGACGUUGCGUACGGUGGUGUCAAUAGUGUUAACCGUGGCAAUGGUGGUGGCAGUGGCAGUGGCAGCGGUAGUGGCAGUGUAUUCGAUCGUGAACGACAGGAUUCGACGGCCACAUCGAUUCAGCAGACGAGCGUGGUCGACGCGAUUGCGCAGACUAUGAUUGGCGAGUGGAUGUUCAAGUACGUCCGGCGAAAGUCGUUUGGGAACUCCUCUGAGCCGAAGGAGAACUGGGAGGGUCGGAAUGCAGAUGAGGUGUCGGCGAGUAUCACGAAUAGUGGCGUGAGGCACAAGAGAUGGGUUUGGUUGGCCCCGUAUGAACGGGCUAUCAUAUGGAGUAGCAAGCAGCCUACCAGCGGGCCGGCGUUGCUGGGCAAGAGUGGUCGGAAGUUCACGAUUCAAUCCGUCCUCGACGUCAAAGAUGACAACCCUCUUCCCAAGGGCUCCAGUCCAGCAAGCCAAUUCAACCGCUCAAUCCUGGUCCUCACACCCCAACGAGCACUAAAGUUCACCGCGACAAGCAUGGAACGCCACUAUGUCUGGCUCACAGCCCUCUCCUUCCUAAGCCAUUCCUCCAUGGACCUGGAUGAAAUCGCAAACCUCCCACCAAUCCCGCAAGCGCAGGCUAACGCCUCACCCGCCUCAACCGGCAGCAUACGCAAGAACCCCAUCCGCGAAUCUUUCAAGGCAGCCAAGUUCCCCCGGGCAUACCCCAAGCGUCCAUUUGCCAACAACAACAAACCAGCCCCAGUCCCCGAAGACCCCAUGGAUGACAACGACUCAAUGUUCGACGCCGCCGCUCCCCCAACAGUCCCCAUGUUUUCGAGCAAACACAACCGCAAGCGCAGCAACACUGGGCCCCGAAUGCCACCACCAUCAUCCAUGCGCAACUUCUCCGCCAUGGGCCCAGCAUCUAAUAACAACUCCUUCGACGCCAUCUACCCACCCUCAAUACCAACCAACGGCCCAAACAGCACCCGCACAAGCAUCAGCCGGCGCACCUCUGAGACCAGCGGUCCUUCAUCCAGCGUGGCCGGCAGCGCGACGAGUAACUUCUUCGAUGCUAUCGGGACAGUCCGUAUGGAGGCGUUUAUUGACCAGACGGAUGCGAAUCGGCCGCCGCGUGGGAGCUCAAGGCAGGGGCAGAGACAUCGGAGGAAACCGUCGAGUAGUCAGUGGAGUUCGGGGUUGUCGAGUGGAUAUGGGUAUCCGCAGCCGAGGGGGAGCUUUGAGACGUCUGGGUCGAGGUUUGAGGAUCCGUUUAAGGGUUUUUGA